Molecule: messenger RNA, 732 nt
Organism: Xiphophorus hellerii (green swordtail)
Lineage: Eukaryota; Metazoa; Chordata; Actinopteri; Cyprinodontiformes; Poeciliidae
Product: M1-specific T cell receptor alpha chain-like
Exons: 5
Coding region: 20-424 (134 amino acids)
Source: RefSeq, a predicted model, not a curated record
GACUGGAGGAAACGACAAGAUGGUGUUUGGAACUGGAACCAGUUUAACCAUCGAAACCAAGGAAAUUAUUGAGCCGGAUUAUUACGAUCUGGGUCGGGAUGACGACGGAACCACAGUUUGUCUGGCAACUGGAUUUACUCGACUCAAGGCAGCAAUGAAAACACCCGGGUUUGAGAACGAACCGGCCAGCCCGAUAAGAAAUGACAGAGGGGAACCAACAGGUUUCUACAGCCAGGUGGCCUUUCAGGGAGACGGAGGUGAAUGUGGAGAUAACAGCACAAAACCGGUCCAGUGUGACGCCAGUCUGGAACCAGAUGAGAUGGUGAAUCUGGCCUCCAUCACCAUCUUCGGCCUGAGAGUCAUCUUCAUGAAGACGGUGGCCUUCAACGUCCUGAUGACGCUGCGGCUGUGGAUGAGUCAGUGAUUUGUUGAGGACGAAGGAAACGACCCGGACCGACCCGGACCGACCCGGACCGACCCGUUAUGACCCGGACCGAUCCGGACCGAUCCGGAUCUGGAGGAUCUGUAGAUAAAACUUCCUGUUAAAAACCUAAACGGAGCAAAUAUGAAGUUAUAAACAUGAUUGUCUUAAAGUCACUUCUAAUGUUUUAUUCCUGAUGAAUGAAUUAUUGUUUGAUGUUUGUGUAAAUAUUAGUUUCAUCUAAAACAGAAAUAUGUAGUUUUAUGACCGACUGUGUGGAACUUCAAAAUAAAAUAAAAAACAAAAAUAAA